Sclerotinia borealis F-4128 is the source of this 1362-nucleotide messenger RNA. Lineage: Eukaryota; Fungi; Ascomycota; Leotiomycetes; Helotiales; Sclerotiniaceae. The record is from the annotation of a GenBank genome assembly.
AUGGGCCAACUUUCUGAUAGGGAGGUUGAAAUCUUAAUCAUCAUUGAACGUACCACAGCAUCGAUUUCAGUGUUGGCAACACUUGCUUUGUUUGCUACAUUCAUCUUCAUCAAAUCUUUCAGAACAUUAUCAAAUACAAUCAUCUUUUACGCAUCCUUUGCAAAUAUUUUUGCGAAUGUUGCUGCACUUAUUGGAGGUUCUGCAUUAUCGAAAGUCAACUCACCACUAUGUCAAUUCCAAGGUUUCUUGUUGGAGAUGUUCAUGCAGAGCGAUCCAUGGUGGAGUUUGGCUAUGGCUACGAAUGUAUACCUCGUCUUCUUCUACCGAUUUGAUGCUGUUCAACUGAAGAAACUUUAUCCUUAUUAUGCCUUGAUAUGCUAUGGACUCCCUUUUAUCCCCGCUAUGGUUUGCCUGUUUGUCGAGACAGAUAAGAAAGGAAGGAUCUACGGAAACGCAACGCUUUGGUGCUGGAUCGACGGUCCAUGGGCAGCCCUUCGUAUCUACAGCUACUAUGCCCCUAUUUGGUUUACCAUCCUCGCUGCAUUAUGUAUCUACAUCCGCGUAGGGAUUGAGAUUUUCCGCGCGCGCAACCAGCUCCAUGGAAUUUCCCACAGAACCGAUCCUUCUCUCCACACAGACGCAGCGGUCACAUCACCUCUUCCCCUCCAAGGAACCACCACCAACACCUCUGAAACGACAAACCAAGAAUAUGAAAAUCAACAUGAGCAACCAAUGUUCACCGGUACGCGAACUACCGACAUCGAAGUUACGCACGGAUCUUGGGAAAAUGGAACGGCUCUCAAUACCAAUUCCACUUCUCGUUAUCCUCGCGCUGCCGAUGCUAAUCCUUUGAACUCACCGACCAAAGAUCCGAAUAGUAAUUACCGUGUUACAAUAUCCGCACUGCCGCAUACUGCUACUUCGAGCGGGAAGAGUGGGAGGAGAGCCAAUACAAAUAGUUUUGAUAAGAUUAAAUGGGCCUACACACGAGUCGCCAUGCUUUUCUGCAUUUCCAUUCUAAUUACUUGGGUUCCCGCCUCCGUAAAUCGAGUAUAUGGUUUGCGAUUCCCGGAUAAACCAUCAUUUAUCCUGAACAUAUUAUCUGCCAUCGUUCUCCCUCUACAAGGAUUUUGGAAUACAGUCAUAUACUUCACCACCUCCCUCAGCAUCUGCCGCACCGUGUGGGCUGAUCUCCGCGGCCCGUCUAAACAACAUAAGAAAAGCGAUGGUUUUCGCAUGAUGGAUCAUCCGAAGACGGGGAUCCGGGCGGGAGAAUCGAAGGAGUCGGAAAGUAUAGUGGAAUUGAGUACGAGUCGCUCACAUACGAGUCGGAGUGUUAGUGCCGAGGUUGAUAGUAUUUGA